Messenger RNA from Cavenderia fasciculata, 615 nucleotides. RefSeq lists its product as uncharacterized. The record is from RefSeq and is a predicted model, not a curated record. The transcript has 3 exons. NCBI's taxonomy places the organism in Eukaryota, Evosea, Eumycetozoa, Acytosteliales, Cavenderiaceae. The coding region runs from base 1 to 615 and encodes 204 amino acids.
AUGGUAUUGGAUCUCGAUCCAAAACGUUUGAUACUCGGAUCUGUUCAAUGUACUUGGCUACCGAGUACCUUCAGAGCUCUGAAUUCUUUUGCUUGUCGCUUUGUUACCACCUGCACCACUUGUAAAUUGGCAAGUGAAAGAAAUGGUCCAUACAUACUAGAGUUACUGUCUCAUCUCUCAACGACCAACCAGAUAUCCAACACACUAGAAGAUAUCAAGAAGCUCAAACCAUUGUUGGAUCGUCUCCCUCUCGUAGCAAAGUUAACGGAGCAGGCUCGUAACAACACCACAAUCAAAAUCAUUUACAACAGAGCCGAACCAAAAAAAUGCAUCCACAUGGUUCUCUUAUCAACUAUUGAUACAGAUGCAUUUGCCACCAAAGGAGAUGAUGGUGGUUUUAAAUUGGUCAAGUGUGGAUGUGAUACACCUCAAAAGGUGUCACCCGAAAUCCUUAAAGUGGUCAUGAAAGAGAUCGAUCAAUUCCCCAAUAAUGGUGUUACAAUUGAAUCAAUUGACUCAAUCAAGAAAAGAUUUAAAGAUAUGGAGGAUAGAUUACAAGGAUCGGGUGCUUUGAUCCCUUUAUACAUGAAAUCUGUCUAUCGAUUUCAUGUAUAA